ACUGAGUACGCCAGUACUUCGCUUUUCGGAAUAACCCCUCCACCGUCGGUAGCUGUCUCUUCUGUUCCGGGCCACCACACGGCCUACAUGGUUACACUGCCCUCUUCUGUCGUUGCGCGGCGCCUCAUGUUGCCUGACGACCCUGGUCUCCUUUUGCCCAUCAGCCAGGCCUGCUUCGCCUCUGGCGCUGCCGCCAUUUCUGCCGGGACUCGAAGUACACACCUUCAAGCCGCGAGUGGAUUCGGUAGCCUGACCAAUGAUGGCCUUACCACCACACCGGCCUCUGUAGCCAUGGCACUUUCGCCCUCACCCUCUUCGUCUUGCUCCUCCCCCUCCUCCUGCUCCUCUUCAUCCUCCGCCGCCGCCGCUGCAGCCGCCGUCAUCGUCUCUUCUGCCUCAGCGACAACUUCGGCCGCUACAGCAGCAAACAAUUCGGCCGAACAAGCUCUGUUGGCCGGGACGGCUGAAGAGGUCGGACAAUGCCUCGGCCUCGGGCUGGGCCAUCCGCCCAUUGGUGGUCUCUCAGGGCCUCUGAUCUCGAGUGCCCAAUACCAAAGCAUGCUGGCAACCCCGGAGAAUGGGGUACAUGCAGCCGGACUCAGUCCUUAUCAUCUCUACCAGCCGACGGGUCAACUCGGCGGCUUUUCUGAAAGUCAAGCUGCUCAGCUCGUGUGGGCAGAGGCCAAUGGACUCUCGGUGAGAAAGGAACACUUGCUGUUGCUGAGGCUGUUUAGUUGCUGA
Messenger RNA from Protopolystoma xenopodis, 741 nucleotides. NCBI's taxonomy places the organism in Eukaryota, Metazoa, Platyhelminthes, Monogenea, Polystomatidea, Polystomatidae. The record is from the annotation of a GenBank genome assembly.